This is a messenger RNA of Pocillopora meandrina, 1044 nucleotides long. The record is from the annotation of a GenBank genome assembly. Lineage: Eukaryota; Metazoa; Cnidaria; Anthozoa; Scleractinia; Pocilloporidae.
AUGACUCUAUACUUUUUGAAGGAUCAAGGCUCUCUUACGAUGACAGCAAAUGCAUUUGUAGUUGCAAAUUGCAGUCUUCUUGGUGGUUCGAAAAGUAUGCGACAUUAUCACUAAUGUUUUAGGCCCAAGAUACAUAAAAUUGCCCAAUACCAUUCAUAAAUUGAACUCCACUCAGUUCAAUUACCAUUAUAAAUCAAUGCACCGGUAUGUUAUAUUAAUUAAAUUCUUGUGUUUAUUUUCUUACAUAUUAUUGAUUCUUUUGCUUGUAUUGUCAAAUUAAAAAUAAUUUCUUCUAGAACUUUUGGAAACUCACUAAACAUUUAUUGUGGUUGGACAGCCUUUUAUGUCCUUAUUUUAUCUUUAAUGGAUAAAUGGCUAAACCCAAACAGGCAUUUAAAUAAAUAUAUAUAUAAUCAUGAAUAAUUACUGCGAACUAUAUAAUCUUAUAUCAAAUAUUUUAUAGUGAACUUUAACACAACAAAUGUAUUUCUUUUCGCCUGGAUACAACACCAACCUCUAAUAAUGAAAGCUGUCAUCUUCCUGUAGGGUUUGUGUAGCACCUACACUUGGUCCUCGCCAAGGGAUGGACUGCGGUGUCACUUCUUCAUUAUCAAUUCUGUUGAACUGGAAUGUAAAGAACCUCUGCUUGAUGGGGUAACAUGUGAUGGUGGGGAUGCAAAGCCACUACCUUUGAAAUGUUUGGUAAGUUACUACCACUAGCUAAAUUAUUUAUUAAAUUGAACGCGUAAUUGUAACUCUAAUGGAUAUCACAGUUCACGCCGUGUUCGGAUUAUAGCUUGCCAGCCUGUAGCUAUUCUCUAACUUUUUCUUCAUCUUCUUUUUCACAACAAAAAUCCUAUUCUAGACGCCGAACUGGCCACACAAUGUGGCCAUUCCUUUUGUGGCUUUUGUGUAAAUAUCCUUAGAAGCAGAAACCAAGGGCAAUCCGCCAGAUGUGAGAUUUGCCGUCAGCCUGUAACGACAUUCUUCCCAAACCGUCUGGCAAAUGCAGCGCUUGGGUUGGUCCAUGGCCACUGCAAGUGA